Pongo pygmaeus (Bornean orangutan) is the source of this 5681-nucleotide messenger RNA. It is a transcript of the gene USP48, whose product is annotated as ubiquitin specific peptidase 48. Gene Ontology annotation, biological process: protein deubiquitination. Gene Ontology annotation, molecular function: cysteine-type endopeptidase activity; cysteine-type deubiquitinase activity; protein binding. The coding region runs from base 687 to 3833 and encodes 1048 amino acids. The record is from RefSeq and is a predicted model, not a curated record. NCBI's taxonomy places the organism in Eukaryota, Metazoa, Chordata, Mammalia, Primates, Hominidae. Gene Ontology annotation, cellular component: nucleus; cytosol. The transcript has 26 exons.
ACGGGAAAAGGCCAGAACGUCCCAUGACGUCAGGAGGGCUCGGGAAAGGGGUUCGGAACCGGUCCAGGCUCAAGUUAAAUCUUCCUCUAAAGAGCCAACUCUGGUUUCUUUGGCGACUCGCUUUCUACUCUAAACAGGUCCCGCUCCACAGUCUGGGCGGGACUGUGUGUGCGUUGAGUAGCCUCUAGCGUGAAAACUUCAUGGUUAAAAGGGAAGUACCGGAGGCAAGAAAUAGUUUUCGAGGCACUGGUUUGUUAGAGUAGUGGUACGUAGUGCGCCGCCCUGAACGGGGGCUAAGUCGCUGCUUUUCCAGCAGCGCCAGUGAGGACGUGGCAAGACUGCCUCGGACGUACGCUUCCUCUUCCUCAGCCCGUCGGGUUAGGGGCGCGGGCGGCGCAGAGGCUGCUGGGAACGCGCAUGCGCCCAGCGCGGCUGGGAGUCCACCUUUAACGUCCGCGGGCGCGGGGUGUGUCGGGUGUCGACGGCGGCGCUUUGCGGCGGGUCGUGCGGGUCGGGCGCGGGCGGGCGCGGCGGCAGUGGCGCGCACAGGUGAUUGACUGGCCAGCUGCCUGAAGGAGCGCCGGGUCCUCCUUGCUAGCAGGUGGCGGAGCCCACUGGGGCGGCGGUGCAGACCGCGGCGGCGGCUGCGGCGGUCUGGCUCGGGAGGCGUUCCUGGGGCCAAGGCCAUGGCCCCGCGGCUGCAGCUGGAGAAGGCGGCCUGGCGCUGGGCAGAGACGGUGCGGCCCGAGGAGGUGUCGCAGGAGCACAUCGAGACCGCUUACCGCAUCUGGCUGGAGCCCUGCAUUCGCGGCGUGUGCAGACGAAACUGCAAAGGAAAUCCGAAUUGCUUGGUUGGUAUUGGUGAGCAUAUUUGGUUAGGAGAAAUAGAUGAAAAUAGUUUUCAUAACAUCGAUGAUCCCAACUGUGAGAGGAGAAAAAAGAACUCAUUUGUGGGCCUGACUAACCUUGGAGCCACUUGUUAUGUCAACACAUUUCUUCAAGUGUGGUUCCUCAACUUGGAGCUUCGGCAGGCACUCUACUUAUGUCCAAGCACUUGUAGUGACUACAUGCUGGGAGACGGCAUCCAAGAAGAAAAAGAUUAUGAGCCUCAAACAAUUUGUGAGCAUCUCCAGUACUUGUUUGCCUUGUUGCAAAACAGUAAUAGGCGAUACAUUGAUCCAUCGGGAUUUGUUAAAGCCUUGGGCCUGGACACUGGACAACAGCAGGAUGCUCAAGAAUUUUCAAAGCUCUUUAUGUCUCUAUUGGAAGAUACUUUGUCUAAACAAAAGAAUCCAGAUGUGCGAAACAUUGUUCAACAGCAGUUCUGUGGAGAAUAUGCCUAUGUAACUGUUUGCAACCAGUGUGGCAGAGAGUCUAAGCUUUUGUCAAAAUUUUAUGAGCUGGAGUUAAAUAUCCAAGGCCACAAACAGUUAACAGAUUGUAUCUCGGAAUUUUUGAAGGAAGAAAAAUUAGAAGGAGACAAUCGCUAUUUUUGCGAGAACUGUCAAAGCAAACAGAAUGCAACAAGAAAGAUUCGACUUCUUAGCCUUCCUUGCACUCUGAACUUGCAGCUAAUGCGUUUUGUCUUUGACAGGCAAACUGGACAUAAGAAAAAGCUGAAUACAUACAUUGGCUUCUCAGAAAUUUUGGAUAUGGAGCCUUAUGUGGAACAUAAAGGUGGGUCCUAUGUGUAUGAACUCAGCGCAGUCCUCAUACACAGAGGAGUGAGUGCUUAUUCUGGCCACUACAUCGCCCACGUGAAAGAUCCACAGUCUGGUGAAUGGUAUAAGUUUAAUGAUGAAGACAUAGAAAAGAUGGAGGGGAAGAAAUUACAACUAGGGAUUGAGGAAGAUCUAGCAGAACCUUCUAAGUCUCAGACACGUAAACCCAAAUGUGGCAAAGGAACUCAUUGCUCUCGAAAUGCAUAUAUGUUGGUUUAUAGACUGCAAACUCAAGAAAAGCCCAACACUACUGUUCAAGUUCCAGCCUUUCUUCAAGAGCUGGUAGAUCGGGAUAAUUCCAAAUUUGAGGAGUGGUGUAUUGAAAUGGCUGAGAUGCGUAAGCAAAGUGUGGAUAAAGGAAAAGCAAAACAUGAAGAGGUUAAGGAGCUGUACCAAAGGUUACCUGCUGGAGCUGAGCCCUAUGAGUUUGUCUCUCUGGAAUGGCUGCAAAAGUGGUUGGAUGAAUCAACACCUACCAAACCUAUUGAUAAUCACGCUUGCCUGUGUUCCCAUGACAAGCUUCACCCGGAUAAAAUAUCAAUUAUGAAGAGGAUAUCUGAAUAUGCAGCUGACAUUUUCUAUAGUAGAUAUGGAGGAGGUCCAAGACUAACUGUGAAAGCCCUGUGUAAGGAAUGUGUAGUAGAACGUUGUCGCAUAUUGCGUCUGAAGAACCAACUAAAUGAAGAUUAUAAAACUGUUAAUAAUCUGCUGAAAGCAGCAGUAAAGGGCAACGAUGGAUUUUGGGUGGGGAAGUCCUCCUUGCGGAGUUGGCGCCAGCUAGCUCUUGAACAGCUGGAUGAGCAAGAUGGUGAUGCAGAACAAAGCAACGGAAAGAUGAACGGUAGCACCUUAAAUAAAGAUGAAUCAAAGGAAGAAAGAAAAGAAGAGGAGGAAUUAAAUUUUAAUGAAGAUAUUCUAUGUCCACAUGGUGAGUUAUGCAUAUCUGAAAAUGAAAGAAGGCUUGUUUCUAAAGAGGCUUGGAGCAAACUGCAGCAGUACUUUCCAAAGGCUCCUGAGUUUCCAAGUUACAAAGAGUGCUGUUCACAGUGCAAGAUUUUAGAAAGAGAAGGGGAAGAAAAUGAAGCCUUACAUAAGAUGAUUGCAAACGAGCAAAAGACUUCUCUCCCAAAUUUGUUCCAGGAUAAAAACAGACCGUGUCUCAGUAACUGGCCAGAGGAUACGGAUGUCCUCUACAUCGUGUCUCAGUUCUUUGUAGAAGAGUGGCGGAAAUUUGUUAGAAAGCCUACAAGAUGCAGCCCUGUGUCAUCAGUUGGGAACAGUGCUCUUUUGUGUCCCCACGGGGGCCUCAUGUUUACAUUUGCUUCCAUGACCAAAGAAGAUUCUAAACUUAUAGCUCUCAUAUGGCCCAGUGAGUGGCAAAUGAUACAAAAGCUCUUUGUUGUGGAUCAUGUAAUUAAAAUCACGAGAAUUGAAGUGGGAGAUGUAAACCCUUCAGAAACACAGUAUAUUUCUGAGCCUAAACUCUGUCCAGAAUGCAGAGAAGGCUUAUUGUGUCAGCAGCAGAGGGACCUGCGUGAAUACACUCAAGCCACCAUCUAUGUCCAUAAAGUUGUGGAUAAUAAAAAGGUGAUGAAGGAUUCGGCUCCGGAGCUGAAUGUGAGUAGUUCUGAAACAGAGGAGGACAAGGAAGAAGCUAAACCAGAUGGAGAAAAAGAUCCAGAUUUUAAUCAAAGCAAUGGUGGAACAAAGCGGCAAAAGAUAUCCCAUCAAAAUUAUAUAGCCUAUCAAAAGCAAGUUAUUCGCCGAAGUAUGCGACAUAGAAAAGUUCGUGGUGAGAAAGCACUUCUCGUUUCUGCUAAUCAGACAUUAAAAGAAUUGAAAAUUCAGAUCAUGCAUGCAUUUUCAGUUGCUCCUUUUGACCAGAAUUUGUCGAUUGAUGGAAAGAUUUUAAGUGAUGACUGUGCCACCCUAGGCACCCUUGGCGUCAUUCCUGAAUCUGUCAUUUUAUUGAAGGCUGAUGAACCAAUUGCAGAUUAUGCUGCAAUGGAUGAUGUCAUGCAAGUUUGUAUGCCAGAAGAAGGGUUUAAAGGUAAGUUACAUUUGUCAUGUUUUGUUCAUGAAUGUCAGAGUCAUCCUGUAAUUUUCUGUUAAAGCGAAGGCUAUAAUUUGAUUUUAAAUUUUAAUCCAAUCUGAGUCUCAUGACUGAAAUUAAUUUUAGUUAAAUGCAUUUCUUACUCAAGCUUCUUCAUUAUCUUUUUCAACACUCAGGCCUCAGAUGGGGCCUCAGCUGGGGCUUGUGUGUUAGAACUGUUUCUUGCCAGAUGUCCAUUUGGCCUUCCCUUUCUCAUUUUGUGGGAGGUUGGGAAAUUAGCUAGUGGCAUUUCAAGAUUUAUUUUUAACCUUUUCCCAGUUCUUCCUAUCAAGUCCCCUCCUAGAGCAAAACAGUUUGUGUGUAACUAUUAAGAAUUAGUGGUAGAAGAAUUUGUCAGGUUUUAUCAGGUCCAGUGAAAAGAUUUAAUUAAUCACUUAGCAUUAAGGCAUUUGUUGGAUUAUUACUUCAAGAGGAGACACGGUGGUGCUCGUACUACAUCUGGGCCAUGUAGUUGUGCACACCGAUAAUAUUCAAGAAGUCAUCAAAUACAGACCUCUGACGUUUUCGGAUUUUCCUGUUGCUGUCUUGAUUCUUUGCGGGCCACUCCAGAAGCCCCUGGCAGGUUGUGAUUUUGCUAAGGAAUGACUUUGAAUCACAUACCAGGUAUUCCUUGCUAAAGCAAAUGAGAGACAAAUCUACUGGCCGAAAUAAAGUCUUCCUCUUGCUGCAGCUUUGUUGUCUGCAUGUUACCAUUACAAAGGGACUCCUGAUGGGGUCAAAACAAAGCAAAAAAUGUCUUUAUGAAAAAUGGUCAUUGGACGGGCACGGUGGCUCACACCUGUAAUCCCAGCACUUUGGGAGGUUGAGACGGGUGGGUCACUUGAGGUCAGGAGUUUGAGACCAGUCUGGCCAACAUGGUGAAACCCCAUCUCUACUAAAAAUAACAAAAAUUAGCCAGGCAUGGUGGCAUGCACCUGUAAUCUCAGCUACUUAGGAGGCUGGGCAGGAGAAUUGCUUGAACCUGGGAGAUGAAGGUUGCAGUGAGCCAGGAUUGCACCACUGCACUCCAGCCUGGGCGACAAGAGUGAAACUGUUUCAAAAAAGAAAAAUGGUCAUUAAAUGAAACAAUCAAUAAAAUCUGGUUAGUUUGUGUGAAGAUACACUUAGGAAGCACAUGGCUUUCAACAGAAAUGUGAUUUAUCGGAGAGCCUGGAGUCUGCUGGUAUUUUGUCUUAUCCUCCCACACCAAGGUGCUGCUGUGUUCAUUUAUUAAAUUGGAUGCUCCCUGUUGAUGAUGUGUUCUUGGUAAAUGGAAUCCAUGAACUUUGAAUCUGUAGUUCACAACUAUCCCUCCACGUGUGUUUCUUUUCCCAGGUACUGGUCUUCUUGGACAUUAAUCUUUGAAUACUUGCUGACUGCUAAGAAAUGACCAGAGGGGAAGAGGAGUUUGACAUGUUAGGGCAUUAAAGCAAAGGUGGAUUUAAGAAUUAAACCAUUACAUGCCCCUUCCAAAAGGCAGAAAUCCAUUCAAACGUGACUGUCCCAAAUGCCUUAUGUCAAAUAAAGCAGAUUGCACUGAUGGACAUCAGACUUGAAGGAAAUGUUUCCAAUUUUAUAUUUAAGGGGGGUGGUGGGUGGGAGGGGGCAAGUAAAGAUGGAACAAGUUUAGUAGCAGUAAUAGUAAAUCAUGUUUACAUAUGAGAUUUAUAGUCGUGGGAGGGGAAUAAAGUUCUGUUAUAUUUCCUUGCUCGAGUUUCAUACCAGAUGCGUUGGUCCAUAAAGGAUUGUAUCAAGUAGAUGGGACAACAUUCUGCUCUGAACAAAAAGUAAUUUUAGAGACAUAACCUGCUUACCAAUGCCUGUCUUUGAUUCAUAUUCUACUUUCAAUAAAGCAUGAAAGUGAAGAA